UACUUAGUGCAGUUAGGAGCUGAACUCGAUGGUUAUAAACUGUCCUCGGUAUUGUACCUGUGAUCAAACAGUGAUCAUGCCAGUGUGUAACAUUUUAACUAAUUUACAUUUUCAGGUCCCUUGAUCCUUAUCGGCAACUUAUUCUCAUGACCAUUCAAUCAUUAUUGUCCUAACAAUAACUGAAAGACAUGGCAGCAAACAAAAUAAACAAUUUGAAAUGUGUUUUGCCAGAAACAAAUUAUAAGCCAAGACCACUGCCAGAUGAACUCAAAUCUUUGCCUGACAGAGUUUCUGCUGCGCUAAGAGACAAAACAAUCUUUAUCACUGGAGGAUCUGGAUUUCUGGGAAAAGUUUUAAUAGAAAAAAUUCUAAGGAAAACUCCAGAUGUGAAGAAAAUAUAUAUUCUGCUUAGAGCCAAAAAAGGCAAAGAGCCUCGACAAAGAAUAGAUGACAUUUUCUCAUCUCCACUAUUUGAUAUGCUCAAAUCAAUGCGAGGAACAGAGAUUAUAUCUCGUGUGGAACCUAUCAAUGGUGACGUGACACUACCCAACCUUGGAAUUUCACCUGAGGAUAGGGAAACUCUGUGCAAAGAGGUGGAGAUCGUAUACCAUGGAGCGGCAACCAUAAGGUUUGAUGAACCUUUGCAUAAAGCUGUUCUUUUAAAUACUCGGGGAACCAAAUACAUGCUGGACUUGGCAAAGGAGAUGAAGAAACUUCAGUUGUUUGUUCAUAUUUCAACUUCCUAUUGCCACUUACAAGAGAAAGUACUGUAUGAGAAAGCUUACCCACCUCCUGCAGACCCUCACAAAAUAAUCCGUGCAUGUGAACUCUUGGAAGAAGAUUUGAUUGAAAAGAUUUCUAAAAGGCUUUUAGGCCACUUUCCGAAUUCAUAUGCCUACACCAAGUGCCUCUCAGAGGGGUUAGUGGUAGAAGCUACUGAGAAUGGCCUGCCUACAAUCAUCCUGCGGCCUUCAAUAGUGAUCCCUAUUUGGAUAGAACCGUUACCUGGUUGGACAGACAACAUUAACGGGCCAACAGGACUUCUGAUUGGUGCUGGUAAAGGUGUGAUUCGAACAAUGUACUGUAACAAUCAAGGCUAUGCAGACUACCUGCCUGUAGAUAUUGCAGUCAAUGGAAUCAUCCUCUCCACUUGGAAUUAUCUUGGAAGAGGGGAUACAGAGCACAAGAUCGCACACCUCACCUCUAGCAUGGAGUGGCAAGUAAGCUGGCAGGAGAUUAUUGACCUUGGGAAAGAGAUAGUUUCUGAGAAGAUCCCACUCAACAACUGUGUGUGGUAUCCUGGGGGAAGUAUGAAGCGAUCAAAGCUGUUGCACCAAAUCUGUGUCAUAUUCUUUCACAUGAUUCCUGCCUACUUUCUGGACACCAUUAUUUUCCUCUCUGGCAACAAGCCGGUACUGUGCCGUGUACAAGAAAGGAUCAACAAGGGAUUUGAAGUUUUCGAGUACUAUGCUAACAAUCAAUGGGAAUUCAAAAAUGAACAUGUACACUUGCUGAGGAAAGUAAUGAACAAGCGGGAAAGAUUUGAGUACAAGGUUGAUGGGGAAGAUAUGGACUUGAGAAAAUAUUUUGAGGAUUGUAUUUUGUCUACAAGACUGUACAUUCUGAAAGAGAUGCCAGACACUCUACCUGCAGCUCGCAAGCAUAUGCGCAUGAUGUAUUGGGUGGACGUGAUCGCAAAGCUGAUGUUUUUUGCCUUCAUGUUUUGGUGCUUCACUUCAUGGACAGGCCCACUCAUAGCCAUUGUCUCACAGUUCUUCCACUUUCUGACCUCUCUCUUCUCUUCAGAAUAUAGUGCUAGUAGUGAAAAUGUUUCUAUCAAAGACUUGUAAAGGACCCAUUAAGCUAUCUUUAGUGGACCCUAAGUAUUUUUACCUACAGGCUAAUGUUAAGUUUCAACUAUCUUUAAUAUUUUCUAAGUGCAAUGAUUUUUUGUAAAUGUUAAGUUAAACUGAAUAUCAAACUAAAUUUUCCUAGAAGACUCAGAAGAAUAUUACAUUAUAGUUAAUACUAUAUAGCUACUAUAGUUAAUACUAUAAGUCUAGUCUAGACUUUGAAAAUACUUUUAAGUAUCAUGUUGUACUGUGUUCUGCUUAUUAUGCUUUCUACUGAUAAAAAACAGGAAAUAAAAUUAAUACAAAAUAUUUUAAAUGAUUACAAAUAAAUAUUAAUUCUUCUAAAAUCUUGAAUAAAAUCAAGAUCAAAUCAUUAAGUAAUACUUGUACUGUCGCUAGUAACAGUGCAUUAGGGCUUUCACAUAGCUCUCAAGCAGAUUCAUACUUUACAAUAAGAAGAACAGGUAUUUAUUUGGUUAAACUAAUAUUUGCAAAAGUGAUUAAAUACAACUUAAAAAACUAACAAAAGGAUCUGAUUAUUACUUAAAAAAGCUUAGUUGUUAAUUUGAAAGUAAAUAAAAAUCAAUAUACAAAAACUAGUAAGUAGUUCAAGCUAGUUACAACUUGUAAAAGAAAAUAUAUCUAUGUGUGUAUUUUUAAGUACAUACUGACAUUUAAAUAAAUAAUAAGAGUUUUUAACGCUUCUUACAAAUUUUAUAGAUUACCUCAUUCUAUAAAAUAAAAAUGAUACUAUUAAAUAGAAUGUAUAGAUUUAAUGAUCAAGAUAAUGUGUAAAAUUAAAAUUUACUAAUGGAAUGAAUAAUAGAUUAGGUUUUAUAUCCUGUUCUUCUGGAAUAUAAAAUCUUGAAAUCCAAAGAUGGUCCUAGCAGAAUAUGACAGUGCUCACAUUGUCUAAAGAAGACCUCCUAGUACUAGAUGUUUCUAAAAUAUAUUUUAAACUUCAGUGAUUGAAUACAACAAAGCAAAAGUAGUUUCUAAACAUUAAAAGAAAAAUAAAGAAACACUUCAGGAAACUACACACUUUUAUGUAUGUCCUAUGAAAAAUCUGUAUUAAUACUAAUAAUAAAGUGAAUUUAAAUAAACUACACAUAACUGUCAUUGUAAUAAAAAUGUAAGAAACGAAACAUUAAAAUUUUAUUUGGUAGUGUUAAGAUUGAAGGGUAACUCGAUUCAGUGGAUGUUGUACGUAAAUUUUAGCUAUCCUCAGGUAUGUUUCUGUGUUGUUUCACACAUCAUAAAAAGUGAUAGUGAAAGGUAUUUUAUUUGAUAUUUUUCAUUAAUAAUUUUGGUCGUGAAAGUCUGAGUGAAAGUUGAAUGAAUGGAGUAUGCAUGAUAUACACGACAGGAUAUGUGAUAGGGGCCAAGAAGUACUUACACAAUAGACAUUCCUGUGACCUGUAAUAUUUAGUUCCAUCAUACAUACUAUAAUAAUCUGAGCACAUAUAGAUCAAAAUGAUACACUAAUUAAGUGUUGAUCAACAACACAGUUGUGUGAGUCACAUGGGUUUGUUCCAAAGAUGUGCUUUUGUUUGUGCAUGGCCCCUACACUGUAUUCUAACAAUCUUGUCAAACUACGAGUAUAUGUCCUUUUUCAUGUAUCUGUAUCUGUUACAAUUCACCUAACCAAAGUAUAUCCAAGUGAUGCGCUCAAGUGUUACCGUAUAGUUGUAUUUAGCUGUACCAGGUUUAAUAUUUACAGUGUAGAGUAUACAUUAGUGAUAAUAAAGGUGACUUGAAUUACUGUUUUAAUAUUUACGUUGGUAUGUAAGUCUUCUUUUACACCGGUGUGUAAAUCUUUUUACAUCUUGUUAGUAUGAAAGCAAGAAUACUUUUGGCUUUGGUCAUGUUUAUUGCAUUUUUAAUUUUUAAUAACAUUAUUUGGGUGUCAUACAUUAAAAAAAUAUUCAAGUUUUUUUACAAGAAGAUAGCUUUAUUUAUUUUUAUUAUUUCACAGCGGGUCUACACUGAGUGAUUUUGGCUAUUGUUUCUAAGCCUGGCACAGUGAAGCAUCUACCACAGUUAACUUAUUAAAAAAAACUUUGAUUUUCAUUUUUAGAUAAUAAUAAAACUAAAAACAAAAUUUUCAUUGAAAACCCACAUAUUCUGAAUACGAAAAGCUUAACAGCAUUAAUAAAUAGCUUCAUAAUUACUUGAAUGUAUUGUUCAGUAUUAUGGGGGGACAUAAGCUUUGCUUGAAUCAGCACUAAUAAAAUCACAUAUAUUGUUUAAAAAAAAGUAAUUAAUACAAUUUAAUACAAGUUUCAAGUAAGUUCAGCAAUGUGUUCUGUGUUAUGGGGAAUUGAGCUCUGCUUGAACCUUAGUCAGCAGUAAUGAAAACUCAUGUUUUGUUAACGUAAAAAGCUAAUCAGCAUUAAUAAAAAAAACAUCAGAGCCAGAUUCUUAAAGAACAUGCAUUAAGACAUACUUGCUUUUUCAACUAACACACAAUUUGCCCACAUAAUACUAUACAUUGGAGUGUGGAAAUUCAUUUGAUUGUACAUGGUGGUCAGUAAGUAGAUUGCAAUAUUCAAGAAGUAGUUUAGAAUAAAUCAUUCAUUAUAUAGACCCCAAAUCAGCUAGGUCUGGUAGACUGGUGCUAAUCUAUAUGUAUGGCUGUUUUAUCUAUCCCUGGAAUUGAAGGCAUUUUUGUAAUAUACUUUAAAACAGACUUUUAACCACUUAUGAAAAUUUAGUCUAACAACUGUACAUUCUGAAACAUAUAAUAGAACAGUCUUUUUGCACUGUCAAAACUAUAUAUUUUUAUAAAACAUGUUUUGUGUACAAACAAAUAUUUUUGAGAUUUUUUGUUCAACGAAUACAUUUUUAUUUAAAUAAAUAUCAAUUGCACCUAAUGAUCGAAAAACAUUUUAUUUCUUCAGACCUGAUUUUAAAGUAACUGUACUUGUCCACAUAGUUAUAAAAUUAGAAGCUAGAUAAUAAAAAAUGGCAUAGAGGUAAUUUUUUUAAUAAAAGUAUGAUAUAUCAACAAUGUUUAAUAUUAAUCUUGUAUAGUUAAUAAAACUCAUACUAUUAUUACUUUGGAAACUGUUAACAUGAAAACAGUAAUAGAUAUAAUUUUAACUAAUUUUAGUUACAGAAUUUUAAUAAAUAAAACUGCUUGGAGAUAACUUUCAAAGCGUCCAAUGGAUUCGACAUUGGCUCUUUAAGUUAAAAAUGCAUCAUCUAAUAGACCAGACACUUGUGCUGAAAGGGAUAACCUUAAUUUUAACUACUGAGAAAAGCAGUCCCAGUUGAAAAUUUGUGUUUUAAUAUGAUUUAGGAAUCCCUUUUUAAAUCCUGCAUAAUUGAGUAAGAAAAACAGUUGGUUUUUUCAACAAAUUUGUUUAUACUUUAUAUCUACAGAAAAAAAUAAAAGAGGUUGCAGUGGCAAAGAUUCUCUCCCUUCCCCCUCUCAUGUAGUAAGAAUAGAGAAUGUUCAAACCUAACACUCUAGCAAACACCAGAUAUCUUUCAUUUAACAAGCAUUUAUAUUUUUCUAAUAAUAAUAAUAAUAUUAUUUUCCUGAUUUUCUUAGUUUACAAUAAGAAUAAUUUAACAGAAGAACAAUUAAUCAAAUAAUGUCAGUUUUAAAUUGAUUCUUGUUAAAUACUUUCCUCUUGGAGAACAUAGCAAAAAACUAUUUAUCUUAUGAUUUAUAUGUAAAGAUAUGACAGUAAAAUUUCUUUAAAAAUACUUAUACGGAACAUUGCAAUAUUUCCUAAUUUUCUACACGAAAUUUUAAGCAUUGACGAGUUUUGCAUGAGCUAGCGGAAAGUUCAAGAUAAGUCUUACCUUGGCUUGGUCCUAGGAACUGUAAAUGAUUAUAAAAAAUGUUAAAAGAAGAGAAAAGAAUUGACUGGAAGAGGUUGGUACUCACAUUACUGGUCCCUUUUAAUUCACCUACUCACAGUUGUGGGAUAGAUAAAUAAACUGCCUAAAGCUGACUCCAUGUGGUUUUUAUAACUCUUGUGGUCAUCUUGUUCCAACUUCUAAAAUUGUGCUGUCCCAGGAAAUCCUAGCCAUGCCAUGAUUCUCUAAGCAGCCAAGCUCUGACGUCUUAACUUACUAAAACUUGUGUUAUGACACAAUCAUAUUCCAUGUAAAAUGGUUGUAUAAUGUUUUAACUUGAACAAUGUAUAGGUUUAAAGUACUUUCAGUACCAAUAUUAAUAUUUAGUGUUAAGUCACUAAUCUCAUUUUCAAAAAGUAUGUAACUUUGAUGCUUAAAUAGGUGAACAUUACAUUUUUAAAUGUUUCAUCAAAUUUUAAUCAUGUUCUGUACUGACGCACUGUAAAAGUGGUUUUAUAGACAAUAUAGAUCCCUGAAUAAAAAUAUCACAAUUUCAGUACCUGAUUUGAGUAUUUUAUAUUUUUAAUGUAAUCUUGCCCUAACUAUGUUAUACAAAAAAUAAUAUAUCAGUGAAAUUUCUGUAAUUUAUUUUGUAUUAUAUAGUUAACUAUUAUGUAUGAAUUAAAGUUUAAUCAAAAGCAUUAACGAAAAGAAAUGCAUAUUACCAACAGUUGGAAAAAAUAUGUUUAGUUAAUUUUAAACAGCAAGUACUUUUAAUUGAAUAUGUAAGAAAAAGAUUUCUAACUUCAGAAAUAAUUAUUAAAUAAUUUAACAUUAUGGUUUUGAAAGACUUUAAUUUUAGUUAGACACAAAGUAACAGAAUCAAACCGUUCAUUGUAAUCAAAUAUAUGUUAAUUUGUUUUGUAUUAUGUUGUAUUAAAUAUGAAGUUUAAACGUC
This is a messenger RNA of Homalodisca vitripennis (glassy-winged sharpshooter), 6621 nucleotides long. Its product is annotated as putative fatty acyl-CoA reductase CG5065. NCBI's taxonomy places the organism in Eukaryota, Metazoa, Arthropoda, Insecta, Hemiptera, Cicadellidae. Bases 189 to 1850 code for a protein of 553 amino acids. Gene Ontology annotation, cellular component: peroxisome. The record is from RefSeq and is a predicted model, not a curated record. Gene Ontology annotation, biological process: long-chain fatty-acyl-CoA metabolic process. Gene Ontology annotation, molecular function: alcohol-forming very long-chain fatty acyl-CoA reductase (NADP+) activity. The transcript is spliced from 10 exons.